This is a messenger RNA of Podarcis raffonei (Aeolian wall lizard), 3355 nucleotides long. RefSeq names its product calcium voltage-gated channel auxiliary subunit gamma 4 (gene CACNG4). Lineage: Eukaryota; Metazoa; Chordata; Lepidosauria; Squamata; Lacertidae. The transcript has 4 exons. The record is from RefSeq and is a predicted model, not a curated record. Bases 122 to 1114 code for a protein of 330 amino acids. Gene Ontology annotation, molecular function: voltage-gated calcium channel activity; channel regulator activity. Gene Ontology annotation, biological process: regulation of AMPA receptor activity; neurotransmitter receptor transport, postsynaptic endosome to lysosome; neurotransmitter receptor internalization. Gene Ontology annotation, cellular component: postsynaptic density membrane; voltage-gated calcium channel complex; AMPA glutamate receptor complex.
CGGAGGAGGGGGAAGAAGGAGGGGAAGCCGCCGCUCGGGCGCGGUGGGGGGAAGGCAGUGCUCGGCUGCGUCUGUCUCUUGCCGCUGCCCCCUGAGCCCGUCGGGGGGAGUAUGAAGCACCAUGGUGUGGUGCGACCGUGGGGUCCAGUUGCUGCUGACCACGGUGGGUGCCUUCGCCGCCUUCAGCCUCAUGACCAUCGCCAUCGGCACCGACUACUGGCUGUACUCGAGCGCCAACAUCUGCAACGGGACCAACAUCACCACGGACGAGACGUCGCCAACCCAACCCAAGAAACUCAAGGGGGACCUCACCCACUCCGGGCUCUGGAGGAUCUGCUGUAUUGAAGGGAUAUAUAAAGGACACUGUUUUCGAAUUAACCACUUCCCUGAAGACAAUGAUUAUGAUCAUGACAGCUCUGAAUACCUUCUCCGUAUUGUCCGGGCCUCUAGCGUGUUUCCGAUUCUAAGCACAGUAUUACUGUUGCUGGGAGGGCUCUGCAUCGGAGCUGGGAGGAUUUAUAGCAGCAAGAACAACAUUAUCCUCAGCGCUGGGAUUCUUUUUGUUGCAGCAGGAUUAAGUAACAUAAUAGGAAUCAUUGUCUACAUAUCCAGCAAUGCAGGUGAUCCUAGUGACAAGCGGGAUGAGGACAAAAAGAACCAAUACAAUUACGGCUGGUCUUUUUAUUUCGGAGCCUUAUCUUUUAUUGUGGCAGAAACAGUUGGCGUCCUAGCUGUGAACAUCUAUAUUGAAAAGAACAAAGAGCUAAGGUUUAAGACCAAGAGGGAGUUCCUUAAGACCACUUCUUCUUCUUCCCCUUAUGCCAGGAUGCCAAGCUAUAGGUACAGGAGAAGGCGGUCCAGAUCUAGCUCUCGAUCUACAGAGCCUUCUCCAUCCAGGGAUGUUUCGCCCGUUGGCCUGAAAAUGGCAGGUUCCAUUCCCAUGAACGAAAUCUCCAUGUACACGCUCUCCAGGGAGCCCUUGAAGAUCACCACAGCCGCAAGCUACAACAUGGAGCAAGACGCGGGUUUUCUUCAAGUUCACAAUUUCCUUCAAAAGGAAUACAACGAAGGACUUCAUAUCAACAUGGUCAACAGGAGAACAACGCCUGUUUGAAGAGGGGACCGUCUGCUUUUCUUUAAAACUACAACGCGAAGCAAAAUCCAGAUCUUUUUAUACGUGAAAAGCGUGUAUUUUUUAAACAAAAGCUCUUGCAUACCUCAAGAGAAAAAUCAUACGGAGAGGUUGAAGAGAUUCUGAAAUGACCUGAAGAUACGGAACUAUACAUUUCUAGCUGAUUUUUAUAAUAAGCUCUUUCGAAAAAACAAAAUUUGUUUAAAGUUCUCAGUGUCACCAAAAGGGAAGGGGAAAAAAAUUAAAAUCAGCAGCUUCUUUCCCUGCACUUUUGUAGUAUGUGUAGUGUAACUUGUGAAACGGAAAACAUUUUAGCUAUUGUAAGGUUCUGAAUUUUUCAGUGUGGGCUCCCCCACCCCCAAUAAUGCUGUCUCUUAGUAUAAACCCAGAACAAUCACAAACGCUGCCUAGUGCUCUUGUUUCCUUUAAGCUGACAAAAGAGGGAGAGUUUUUUUUUCCCCUCUCUCUCCUAGGAAAAAAAAAGGCAGGGUACCUGAAACCAGCAUGAGCUGUGAAACUGUAGCAUAUCGUUUUUGCUCUGGACGGAUUCAAACAUUGCAGAACUCUUGACAGGGAACCAAAUACCACAAAAGUCAUUUUGAAUCACAGUUCUGCUAUUGAGCCGGGGGGGGUGGGAUAAGUCCAGGUUCUUAAUUAAGCUGUUUCUCUCCAUAUCAAAUCCCUGUGGAGAGUGAGUGGCUGAAGUAAGAUUUGCCUGAAAUUGGCCUGGUAAUGUGAACUUUAUUUCCCUUACUUCUCCCCCUGCCCACCAGACUGUUAAAACACCCUUUUGGAUUUUGUACAACUUUUUGGCCUAUUCACACUUGAGGAAAUAUUAUUUUUUAGAUGAGGAAGCUCUUUUUAAAAUUAUUAAUCGUAAUAAUAAUAAUACUGUGCAUCGCCCACCCCAUCCGUUAAUGCGCACGUAGUUGAAACCGAUGGCUACCUAAACCCAGCUUCACAAACAAGCAGGCAUAGGAGAAUCGAACUAGAAUCCCAUACAGUCAAGGGAAGAAGAAAAAAAAACUGCCUUUACUGAAUCAGAUAUUGAGUCUAUCCAGUCCUUUCUAGGGUCUUCUAGAUUCCUCCAGCUCAGCUUCUAAAAUUCCCAGCUGUUAACAUAUCGAAUCAUGUAACAAGGCAUCUAGCAUCAUUGAGCUGUAGCCCCACUUCAGUCAUCAGUGAAGUACUUAGAGACCGCAAUCAGAAAACCCUCUCGGAAAUUACAUCAGUGGCUUAAGCAGUUAACACAGACUAGUACCGCUGCAGCUUUAUUGAGGGAAAGUAGAAUCUUCCCCAUUCAGUUACUGGGCUCCCAUGCAAGGCCUUUUAAGAUCACUCUCGAAUCCCUUUGUGCUGAGUUCUGUCUCCACUUUGUAGUAAUACAAGCUGACUCGGAACGAGGCAGUUUUAGAAACAUUCACAGAGCUAUGCUUGUUUUUUCUAUAUUGAGCUACUUUGACAGCUCAGAGAUGCCUUUUUUAAAAAUAAAAAAAAUGAAACAAACUAUGACUGAAAUGAAUGUCAGGGUGGUGGUGCAUCUGAAGAGCAUAAAAAUGCCCCACCGGAUCAGGCCAAGGUCUGUUGACUUUAGAGUUCUGUUUAUCACAGGCUGGCAAUGUCAAAACUAAGGCACGGUGAAGCUAUCCCAUGUCGCUAGUCCUCAGCACUUAAUAAAUCAGAGAGGUUUCUUGCCUCUGACCAUGGAGAUUCCAUCUAGCUAUCAUGGCUGAAAGUCAUUGAUAAGACUGAUCUGCCAUGAAUUUAUCUAAUCCUUUAAAAACAAAAGCCAUCUAAACGAGUCGCUGACACCACAUUUUCUGGAAAAGGAUUCCCUAUGUCAAUUUUCCUGUCUGUCAAGAAGUGCUCUCUCUUGUCUGUCCUUAUCUAUUUUCAUGUUUAAAACAAAAAGUAAAAAAAAAAGUCUCUUUGCAGGAGGGGAGAAGUAGGUUUCAUGAUUUGUUAAAAAUGCUAGAGAUCUGUUUGUAUACAUGUCUAUGCUUUCAAAUGAUAAAUUAUUACUUUCUUUGGGAGGCUUCUCUAAAAAAUUAAAUAAGGCUUAUGAUAAGGGUAGACGAGUACGUACAGAAGCAAUUUGUGUCACUCGUGUGUCAUACUUAAGUGCUUACUAUUUUAUACCUCUUCUAGUCAUUGUAUUUUCAAGUGCAAGUUCCCUGAACUUCCCCACCCCCAUUGUGUUAAUAAACUAACAAGUAGAAUUUA